Molecule: messenger RNA, 4919 nt
Organism: Symsagittifera roscoffensis
Lineage: Eukaryota; Metazoa; Xenacoelomorpha; Acoela; Convolutidae
Product: calsyntenin-1-like
Exons: 3
Coding region: 953-4366 (1137 amino acids)
Biological process (GO): homophilic cell-cell adhesion; positive regulation of synaptic transmission; positive regulation of synapse assembly
Cellular component (GO): cell surface; postsynaptic membrane
Molecular function (GO): amyloid-beta binding; calcium ion binding; serine-type endopeptidase inhibitor activity
Source: RefSeq, a predicted model, not a curated record
UAAUUAGUGGAAAAGAUUACUAAACAAGCGUUUCCCAUUACCUUCCCAAGGGCCCGAGAUUGCCUUUGUGCUUCUACGUGUUAUGUAGUCUAAUUUAACCCAAAAAGAACCCGUUUAUUGCGAAAAAAGUCUUCUUUUUUAUUGUAUUGAACUGCAGAGAGACUGUUAACGCUGGCUUAUUAGAGGAAUUUACCUCUUUUUUCGUUUAUUCAACUGACAGUUCUGACCAAAGCUUGCCGCCCAAAUGUCGCUGGGUUGAAUUUAGUCCAGAAAUUUAGUCCCGUCCUAACAUAUAGUGCAAUAGACCACAAAAUAGCACAUGUCAAAAUAGGUUUCCAACUUUGGCUUAAAUAAACACCCAUAUCCUUGUAUCAUCAAAUACCCUGGGGUCAGGGAUUUGCAUGAAAUUGACAUUGGCUUAAACGUUUACACUGAGUCUUGUCCGUCCUGCCAAAUUGAUUAGAUUAAUUUGUUCCGGGAAGAGUGUGAAUUCUAAGGGAGGUCCGCUACGAAGACACCGGCUACCUUUAGAGGGACAUUUGAGAAUUCUGUUUAAAAAUCCCUAGCGACAAGUUUAACAUCAUUAAAUUCUCCAAAUUUGCAUUUCUUGACUGAAAACAAAGUUGAAUUUGCCUUUUCCAACUAGUUAGGCCGUAGUGCUCAUCCAACUUGGGCGUGGGUAAGUAUUGCAAAUAGUUACCUCUUGAUUGCAUUUUGUGGCCCUUAUUUUAUCCGCCUUUUUCUCUGUUAUCCUCUCGACCGUAAAUUUAAAAUGUUAUCUCCCUAGGUGGGAUUCGAUAAGUUCACCUAAUCACUCUAAACUUUUCUCCGCUCUGUUUAUUUUGCACUUCAUUUUUCAUCGAUUGAAGAUUUUAUUUGCGAUACAUUCAACUUCUAUAUUUUGGUUGAAAUUUGCCCCAACAGGUUUUUUCAACGUGGUUGAUUUUUUUUGAUGAUGGCCAAACAUUUAUUUCCGUUUGUAGCCUGCUCCCUUGUUGUAUUUCUUGCCCCCUUGUUAUCAUGCGAGCCCUUGUCUGAGUCAUACGCUAAAACGAACUGUAGCGACCCGAUAGAUUCCGGUGACUGUAGCUACUCGAUUGUUCGGUUCGCUUAUGACCCAAAGUUAAACGAUUGCGUCACUUUCAACUACAAUGGUUGUGGUGGAAACUCCAACAACUUCCUCGCCUACAAGCACUGCGUGGACGCUUGUGCAUUUCCCGAAGAAAAGUUCCACGCGGAAAUCAUCGAUGACGUCACUCAAACUGGAGGACAUGGUGAAAUCGUGAAUAAUUAUGACAAUGAUGUCGUUUCUGGCAAGGAAACAAUCGAUGACAUCACUCAGGACGAAGAAGCUGAUGACGUCACUGGAAUUGAGAUGAAAACGGUUCAUUUUAUGAUGGCUGGAAACGUCAUCACGAGCACCAAGGCGUCCGCUAAUUUCCGUGACCUUGCAACUGCUACUUCUGGUUAUGAAGCAAGACCAAGAGACAUAGCAGUGAAUAAUAAAGCGACUUUUGAGUCGUCCUCUAAACAGCCGGAGGCCGAAACCGAAACAGUUGUACAAACUGAGAACCCCGCCGCAAAAACGGGAACCUUGUCUGAUUUAAGCGAAUCAACAGAGUUUGAGACUUCGUCGCUGACUUAUGAUGAAGAUUUGUUCUACAUACAACCACAGUAUAGUGGAAUUGCGGUUGAGAACACGUUGGACCCUAUAACAUUGGUUCCACCUUUGACUCUGGAUCGCAAAAUCUGCGAAAUUGAGUUAAAAGGAAACGAGCCGCCCGCAUUCAGAUUCGAGUUGAAUCAAUUUGAAAACGAACUGUUGAUUAUUCCUCUUCAACAACUGAAUUGCGAACAGCGCCAAACUUACCAAUUUGAGCUGACGUUCACAGACUGUUCGGCGAAAAAACGACGCUCGAAUCGGAGCACAUUUUUUGUAGUCGUAUAUGACGUGAACGAAUUCGUUCCUCAAUUCGAGGAGUCAAAAUACGAAUUUUCAAUUGAGUCUGGCGAAAGGUUUUCACAUAUUUUUGAAGCGACUGAUUCCGACUGCGAUCAAACUUAUUCUUCGAUUUGCGACUACGAACUGAUUUUAAACGACGACCAGAAAUCUGUUCCGUUCAGGUUUAGUUCUCUAGUGAAAGGAAAACUUCAGUCGACUAAAAAGUUGGACUACAAGGUCAAAGCUAACUACUCGUUUCAAAUGUCGGCGAAAGAUUGCGGAAACAAAGAAUCUAAGUUAAUACCAGUAACUGUAAGAGUCGAGCCGCCAUGUACAUUAGGCUGGCAGGGAAUCAAAAACGUCAAUUUAGACUCACAUCUUGCAUGUUUACUCCCCGAAGCUCACUUUGAAAGUUGCCGCUACAAUUGUACUUCUUUUUCGAUCGAAACCGAACUAGUUCCUGAUGAGUCGGGUUGUAUACUAGAGUCCGAUGAAACCCGACUCCAAAGGUGUCCAGGUCGAGGCGACAAUUUACUGGAAACGGGCCACGGACCAGAAGCGAAACAAAUCUACACUUUUUAUGGAACAAAUACAGCGCUGGAAAUUGUUCCAAUUGCAGAGAUGAUGCCGGAAAAGUUUGGAUUCGCUUCUUGGCUCCAACAUGAAUCGAGUGAUCAAAAUGAUCGAGACAAGGAAAGCGUAAUUUGCGAAACUGAUAAAUACGAUAAAAACCGCCACCACUUUCACCUGUACUUGCACAAUUGUAAUUUUGGUCUCACUUGGCAUAAAAAGGCUUUUAGCCGAGAUGAAAUGGUGAUCGAAACGAGAACGCAGUUUCAUUGGUCUACGAAGCAAUUUUGUGACGCAAACUGGCAUUACGUGGUUUUAAACGUCGACACGCAUAGUACGGUAGAGCUGUAUAUAGAUGGCGAGUUUCAAAACAUUUCAAGCUCUCGUUUCGGCGAACCAUUUAUCAAUAACAAUCAGUCGGUAUCUUGGGCGGUCGGCGCUUGCUGGCACGGACGAGAGUUAGAUUUUGUCCAACAUUACGAAGGAAAAAUGGCCUCGCUUAACUACAUUGCGGGCCAACACCAAGAUGAAACCCCCUGCGACCAAAAAUGCCUGGAGUACUUGGAUUAUCUGACCACACAUAACGGAGGUGUUCACGUUAUCAACGAAAGAAGAGGGGGGAAGUCGCGCCAAAAACUGUCCGGUCUAGAAAAUACAACUGCAUCUCAGUUCGAAAAAAUGACAAGAAAUGUUCAUUAUAUAAAUACGGCCAGUUAUGGCAACGACUUUUCACGUGUAAUCAAAGUAGACUCUACGGCCGUGUGCUUUAAAAGGGAUUCGAGGGAGGUCACUAAAUUUCACCAGUCGUUCAAUAUCAGCAUUGGCGUUGCUGAAGAUGAUAAUCUAAUUAUGCGCACAAAUUCCAACGCCUAUUCCUACAGCAACCUCACUUUGUACAGAGGAGUGCAGCUUUUCCCUGAGGUCAAAUUUCACAUGGGCCGUGACGCUAAAGAAAGAAGGAGGAUCGAGUCUUGUAGGAUGCUAAUCUACCCGCCCCUGGAGGGAAUUAAUAGGGAUGAGGGCUUGUCCCUGGCAGAAAUUGGUAAUCUAAUCAUGCUCAAAGGUCCUUCCGGGGGUGAAGAAAUCAUCAGGGGACCGGACUCGGUCGAAAUAUUUGAGCAAGCCCUGUCCCGGAUAAUUUACUACUCCAGUUUGGCAAACAAACACAGCCAGAGAAAUUUCGAUCUUACCUGCGAGGAUGAAAAUAAGCGCAAAAGCAACCUGGUUACAAUCAUUAUUCGCACCGAAAUUCAUACGGCAUUAACUGAUAAGGAAAAAUUCAAUAUACAUUCUACGAAAGACUUUGUUAGCGACACUUCCCAGGAUCGAUCCCCCGCAGGACCACAAAUUGAACCUUUUGAGAACACUAACCCGCACUUUGUCGCAGUUCCGAAACCUCUUCACGCACGUCGCACAAUGCGACCCGAAAGACUUGCUUCGGAUAACUAUGGAGUGGAAAGUUCUGCCGAGAUCCAAACAUUUGACAUUGUUGUCGUGGCAAUGCUAACGACUGCCGGAAUCGUGUUGAUUGUUUUCUUGCUGCUGUACAGCAUUUACAGAAGCAGAAUUAGAGACUCAAGAAUCAGACGACAGAGCUUCGAAAUGGAUUUGGACGAUUGUUCCGGCUGCUCGCAUACCGGAACCCGCACACACAUGUUCAUGAGUGACAGCUCGCCGGAUCUUCUCACGAUAACCGAGAAUCCGAUUCGGACAGUUCCGAAGCCGAGUAAUUCUGAGCACAUAGGGUUCCUGAUCAAUCACAAUUUCGUUAAGUCACACACUUUGCACGAGUUUCCUAGCAGUAACGAACCCCAAGAACCUAAAUUGGACGUCGACGGAGAUGAUAAAUUGUGAAAUGAUAAAUAGCUGAAAAGCAAAAGCAUCGAAUAAUGGCAAGAGAGAAGAAUUCUUCGAGAAAGUAAAAUGAGCUUUUCCAAUUCUUUAACUCCUUUAAAAAAUAGUUUCUUUGAUAACUUUAAUCGUGUUUGAAAUCAUGCUAGUUAUUCUAGUUAUAGUUACUGAUGUAAUGAUUAUAAACGAUUUACGAAUGGGGAUAAAAACAAAUUCUGAGCAGGAUGUUGUCUCACCGUGUAAAUGUUUUUUCUUCAAAUUUGUGCUGUUUUGUUUUGUGCGAGCAUUAAUUAGGUAGACGGACAAAAAUGAUCUUAGAAACAUUAAUCAUAGCGUCCAUUGACUAGAGUUAUCAAAAGUCAUAACAAAAACUAAUGCAUUUUUUUCAAUUUAUUUUUGAAAUUUUCGGUCUGCUAAAACGUUAACUUCUUGUUUGAACUGAAAAUUUAUCUUUAUAGCUUAAUAAAAUGCUUUGCUCUUAUUACUAUUUCUACUUGCUGGCUUUAGUCGCUGGAAAAAUUGGUCUACAAACUUUCACCGGUUUUUUUUCGACACU